GUCUCAGAUGAAGAACGCCCAUCAUGCCAUCCCAAACACAGUUCCUCUUUCUGCAAUUACCGUCCGAUCUGCGGUUCGAAGUCUACCGGCACUUAUUUGGUAUUGCCCCAAACACUCGACUCCGAGUCGGCGAGGCAUGCCUAGACAGCGACUUGCCCUACAGCACCGAGACCUCAUGGCGUCUCUCCAAGACAUUCGAGGUCUACAACCACCCUCUCUCAGCCCCACAAGCAAGCGACUACGCAGCAAUGGAUAGCAAGCACUACUCAGCAAAGGAACAAUCCCGGCGACAUAUAUACCGCCAGCACCGACAUCUGUUUCUUGCCAUUGUGGCGACCUGCAAAACAAUAUACGAGGAAGCAAUGCCAUUCUUCUAUUCGGCAACUUUCUUCGCCGUGUCAGGAAAUAUCGCAAAAGCUAGCAACUGGUUAAAUGCAAUCAGUCCCCGACAAAGAAGGUAUAUCCGGAGAUUAAGCUUGCAGUUCAGCAGCAAUGCUCUCUUCGAAUGUUUCUCGAACCAGAACAACAUGCAAGGGCUUGCUGAGGUACUGAUGUAUAUGGAUCGGGUUGAUGUUUUGGAAUUGCUAAUCACGACUCCAUCGCUGGAGGAAGAGUUGUUGUGUUUCGCCGAGGCAGACAGUCAGGGUAUUCGACAGUAUGCGGUGUCUCGCAAGCCGUGUGAGCCCUUGGUACUAUUUGGGGUUGAGCAGUUGGAGGCGGUGCCGAGGUUAGGGUGUUUACGGAUUGUGGGGCGUAUUGAUAGACUGUUGCGGUAUACUGAGGACAAGGAGUACUUAAAGGCAUUUGCAGAAGGGAGGAAGCCGGCUGGGCUUGGGGAAGAAAAUGGACAUCGGCCAGUGGUGGAGCUUGUACGGCUAUAGUCUGGUGGAAAAUUGGGGGUCUUAUAGCAGCGCUGACCCUGUUGUGACUAGAGAGAAGAGGAACGAGUAAAGAAGUCAAAUGCAAGUCCGAUUGUCUCUUGAA
This is a messenger RNA of Aspergillus alliaceus, 984 nucleotides long. RefSeq lists its product as uncharacterized. NCBI's taxonomy places the organism in Eukaryota, Fungi, Ascomycota, Eurotiomycetes, Eurotiales, Aspergillaceae. Bases 24 to 881 code for a protein of 285 amino acids. The transcript has a single exon. The record is from RefSeq and is a predicted model, not a curated record.